AUGCUUUUCAUUAAAACACAGCCGCUGAAACAAAGACUAGAACUUUCAGCUUUCAAUCUAGUCUUUGCUCUUGGAUUGUUCUUGAUCAUUUCUGGAUCACAGUAUCUUUUGGAUAAUCCUGAUGUUGUCAGAGGAAAAUCUGUGUUAGAUCUCGGGAGUGGAUGCGGAGCUACGGCUAUCGCUGCUAAGAUGAGUGGGGCAUCGAGGAUCUUGGCCAAUGACAUAGACCCUAUUGCAGGAAUGGCUAUCACACUAAAUUGUGAAUUGAACCAACUGAAACCUUUUCCUAUUUUAACCAAAAACAUUUUGGAUUUAGAACAAGAUAAGUGGGACCUUAUUGUGCUUGGAGAUAUGUUUUAUGAUGAAGACCUUGCAGAUAGUCUUCAUUGAUGGCUGAAGGAUUGCUUUUGGACUCACAAAACUCGAGUACUGAUUGGUGACCCAGGCCGGCCCCAGUUCAGAGGACACAGCAUUCAGCAUCAGCUGCACAAAGUGGUAGAAUAUUCACUUCCAGAACCUACUAGGCAGGAAAACAAUGGACUGACAACAAGCGCCGUGUGGGAUUUCCAGCCUUGAAUUGUCAAAAUGCUUCCAAGUAUGGAUAUACCUAUGUUUGAAGAAUGCAGUUCCUGUGAAAUGGCAAAUCUUGUUUCCAAAAUAUGAAGAUUUAGACUUUUGUCAUGUAACUAGUUCUGCAUUAUGCCAAAUAUACAAUUCUUUAUCUGUAA
Messenger RNA from Myotis lucifugus (little brown bat), 728 nucleotides. It is a transcript of the gene ETFBKMT, whose product is annotated as electron transfer flavoprotein beta subunit lysine methyltransferase. The transcript is spliced from 4 exons. Gene Ontology annotation, cellular component: mitochondrial matrix. The record is from RefSeq and is a predicted model, not a curated record. NCBI's taxonomy places the organism in Eukaryota, Metazoa, Chordata, Mammalia, Chiroptera, Vespertilionidae. Gene Ontology annotation, biological process: peptidyl-lysine trimethylation. Gene Ontology annotation, molecular function: protein-lysine N-methyltransferase activity.